Messenger RNA from Tetranychus urticae (two-spotted spider mite), 1033 nucleotides. NCBI's taxonomy places the organism in Eukaryota, Metazoa, Arthropoda, Arachnida, Trombidiformes, Tetranychidae. The record is from RefSeq and is a predicted model, not a curated record.
UUGCCGUUUCUGAAAAGAAAAGAAGGCGAAUUAAAUUGUUCGUGGUGUUUUACUUAAAUCUCUAUUAUCCAAUCUUCUUGUUGAUUGUAACUUUUUACAUCCAGGAUUUUAAAUCGGAUACGAGAACCAAAUUAAUCUUUCUAUUCACCGUGAAUGUCACAAGAUUAAUCAGCAUUUUUGGCUGGUUGUACGCUUAUAAUAAAUUUUGUGGAGCCGUAAUAAAAUUGAUCGGAUGUUUUGAAUUGAUCAACAUUCAACUAAAGAAUCUAAAGAAUGUGACUGGCGUAACGAAAAGACUGAAUAGAUUACGACUUAUGUACAGCCUUGCAGUCCGAGCUUCGGUUCAUCUUGAGGAUUUUGCCCGUUUUGAGAUUGCCCAUCUUUAUACGAUAGCAACGAUCAGCAACUUUACCAAUAUUUAUACAAUUUACGGAGAAAAUAGUUCACUUCGACGCAAACUAAUAUCGUGCUUGUUCAUGUGUGGCGAUGCAGUUUACAUUAUUUACAUUACGAUAAUCAUGAUGAGAGUAAAUACGGUAUCAUAUGAAGAAUCAGAAACUUUAUAUGAACUAUCUCUUCUCAAUGAACCUGAUAACUUGAAUAGGGAGAUUGAACUUUUCCUUUAUCGUGUGUCGAAAAAUGAUGUUGGAUUCACGUUUCUCAAUUUAUUUGUUAUAAAUCCAAGUUUCAUUUCUUCUGUCAUUACAUUAUUUACAACAUUUAUUCUUACCUUACCAAGUCUUUAUUAGCAACAAGUUUCAUCAAUUCAGCAAAAAUGUAGCGCCCACAUCGAAGCGCUUAUUUCUCAAUAACGAUAGUAUUAGAUUUUUUCCAAAAAAAGAAAUGGGAGUUUUGUUGACGAAAUUUUAAAAACAAAGGACAAUCUUAUUUUUAUUCAUUCAAACGUGAUAGCUGUUGAUAAAGGAAGAAUGGAAGUAGUCGAUGAAUCAAGAAUGUAAAUGGCGAAUUUUGAUUUAUACUCUCGACUUUAUCUUCAUUUAUGUGAGCAAGAUAAAUCAAUAAUCAAUGCAGU